This is a messenger RNA of Trematosphaeria pertusa, 2547 nucleotides long. RefSeq lists its product as uncharacterized. Bases 1 to 2547 code for a protein of 848 amino acids. Gene Ontology annotation, molecular function: zinc ion binding; DNA binding; DNA-binding transcription factor activity, RNA polymerase II-specific. The record is from RefSeq and is a predicted model, not a curated record. Gene Ontology annotation, biological process: DNA-templated transcription; regulation of DNA-templated transcription. Gene Ontology annotation, cellular component: nucleus. Lineage: Eukaryota; Fungi; Ascomycota; Dothideomycetes; Pleosporales; Trematosphaeriaceae. The transcript is spliced from 4 exons.
AUGUCAAGCAACUGGACGAAUUAUUCCGCGAGUGGCCGCGAUGACGAAGCUCCAGGGCCGCAGGCGAUCGCCGAAGAGACGCCUGCCUGCUUGUCGUGCAAGAAGCGAAAAUUGCGAUGCUCGCGAGAGACUCCGGCCUGCUCACACUGCGUGAGACUGGCAAUUGAGUGCGUGUAUGCACCUAAGCAGAAACCCGGCCUCAAAACGGGAGCUCUGGAAGCUUUGACCCGCCGCGUGGCGUUUCUUGAGAGAAUCCUUCUGGAUGAUGCGGGAAAGAUCCGUCCUCAUUUCGACCCUCAUGGCCUGGCAGACGACGGGUUUGCCGCAGAAGCCAGCAGCCCUGCCGGAGGCGAUCCGUUUCAGCGCCUCGAUCACGGAGUCAACUUGGAAGACCAGCACCCGGCGCCAGUAGGUAUCAGUAAAGAUGAAAGGAAUGGAUACGCAUUGGCGCUUCGCGAAGAGGAUCGACCCAACCCUCGGAAGCGCAAGCUAGAUGAGCCCCUCCUCGUCAAUGCGCUUGUUGCACUUGACAAUGUCGAUAUCGCGGGGCAGCUACCACCUCAGCGUCUUCUGCUGAAGCUAGUCGACUACUUUUGCACCUCUUUCCACCAUUGGAUCCCCUACUUGCACAAGAAGAGGCUACGGGAAAGUGUAUGCAAUAGGCCAUCCGGUCCACGAUCUGAGCUCGUCCUUCACGCGCUAGUUGCGGCCACACUGCGGCACAUGGAGCCAGAGGAUGUGUUUAUGGACAGAGAUGAAAUUCUAGAGCAGACAAGAGUGUCACGCUUUAUUGUGGAAACGUUGGCGUUGCGCACCAUGUCACUCGAGAGCCUACGAGCGCUCAUCAUGCUUGUAUUUGACCACCUGAAUGACGGCGAACCAAGCAAGGCAUGGCCGCUUAUUGGGUCUCUGACAAGAACGGUUGACUACCUCCAACUCACACUCGAACCUGCAGCAUCGCAGUAUGGUGCUCUCAUGAAUCCCCUCCAUAUAAUCCAACCCACUUCUGACUGGACCGAACUCGAAGAGCGGCGGCGAUUAUUCUGGGUCAUCUUCCUCCUCGAUCGGUUCUGUUCCGUAUCUACAGGCUGGAACACGAGUCUCACCUCCGAAGACGUGCACCGUCGGCUCCCGGCAGAUGGAGGCUACUUUACUCGCUCGGAGCCGGUAACAACGCCCUUCUUCGGCAUUUGGAACAAAGCUGCUGCUCGAAUAGGAAAGUCACUAGCUCAUGUUCCUGCGCAAUACAACGAAGAAGAUCCUGCGGCGGAGCAAGUCCAAGGGUCCAGUCCCGGCUCCGUAAACGGUCUCAUCGAUUCAUCCAAGCUCGGCGCAUUCGCAUAUUGCAUCGAAGCCACAGAGUCGCUCAGCCAAGUGACAACCUUCUUCCUACAGCAGAGGAUCAACUGGCAGGACAAAGACCACGCCAUCAGCUGGCUGACACGCUUCAAAGAGCUCGACUUACGCCUUGUGCAGUGGAAAAUGUUCCUCCCGCCUCGCUGGAAAGACUCCAACAUCUCGCGCAACGCCGAGGUGGUAGACAUGGACCCGAAUCUCACACUCGCCCACAUCACACACAAUACAUCCAUGAUCCUGCUCCACCAUUCCAUCGCCUAUCCACCACGCGAAUGGAGCGACUACGUCGCGCUGCCGAAGGAAUGCAGUGCGCAAACCUGCCAGCACGCCGCCGUAGAGACGUCGAACAUCGUCAGCAAGUUCCUGAUCCACACACCCAUUCCCUUCGUAAACGUCCAGUUUGCCUUCUGUGCAUUCAUCGCCGCCAAAGCGCUGCUCUUCGAGCACCAAGCAACGCGCAAGCCUGUUCGACCGGAGUUCCACCGCCUGCUGCAGGACCUGUGGGAGAUGGCAUCGAGAUGGGCGGGCAAGCAGGGAAGUGUAGACGCACGCCCCCUGGACGACAAGUCGAUGAAUCAGGCUGCCAAGUAUGCGCAGUAUCUGGAAUAUCUCCUGGAGGCUUGCGACCGUAAUCCGCAGCUCGCAUGGAACUUCUACGAUCACUCCUGCAGAUCGUUAGCAUCCUCCACCUCCAGCGACACUUCAACACAAGUCCAAACUCCGGGGACCUACGCCAGCUGCGUGCGCUCUCCCGUCGAAAGUCGAAACCCCGGUGUCAUUGCCCCUCAUCAAGCGCCAUCAUCACGGCCGGGCGCCACACUCCCAGGUAGAGCAAUUAUAAAGCCAUUCCAAAGUCCCACAGCCGCAGCCGCAGCAGCCCUGCCAUCGCCCCCAGAUCCAACGAACGGUCAGCGCGCCCCUCAGCUCCACCCUAGCGUCAUCUCCCCACCCUACCAAGGCCCGCACUCAGUAUCUCCAUACACCGGCAACUACCAAAGCCCCUACCCUCCCGUGCAAGGGCUGAACGGCACGCCAAACCACCAGCGCGCCCAGCAACAUACGCUCCAGGACCAGUCGCUGCUCGAUCUCUCCGACGCGCUCAUGGGCUCGCAGUUCCUGGACAUGGAUCGCGUGAUCACGUUCGAGGAGGCGAAUUUCUUCCUUCCUGGGGAUGCUUUUAGAUGGCCGUAG